UAUUCUUUUCUGAAAUCCCUUUUAUGUAUAUGAAAUAAGCUCCUCCAUCCCUUGUCCCUGGCUUCAAACUUUUCCGAUUGCAGCCGUCUCAACUCUAUCCCUCUGGACACCUGAAUUGUUACUGAAAUGGCUUCCCUCACCGCUUUCACUCCAACUUCAUCAGUAACACGCGCAGCCCUUGUUCAGAAGAGAGCUGUAGCAGCCCCCUCUUCCGUCCUUGGGUUGCCAGCAAUGGCGAAGAAAGGGAAGGUGAGGUGUUCGAUGGAGGGGGAGAGCCGCAGCUCGAAGUUGGGAAUGGAAGCUGCUGCUGCAUCGUGGAUGGCUGCAGUUUCCGCAGCAACCAUAUCGAGCCCAGCCAUGGCUUUGGUGGACGAGAGGAUGAGCACGGAGGGAACCGGGCUUCCCUUCGGGUUGAGCAACAACCUUCUGGUAUGGAUCCUGGCGGGCGUGUUUGGUCUGAUCUGGGCCUUCUACAUCGUCUACACUUCCUCCCUUGAAGAGGAUGAAGAGUCCGGAUUGUCUCUCUAAAAUCAACAGUGUUUCAUUGUCAUAAACCCAAUCUCUUUAACACUGUUGCUUGAAUAUCAACUGUUGAUGUAUUAUUAUUAUUAUUAUUUCUUUGUGUGCCAUUUUGCCUGCUUGUUCUUCA
This is a messenger RNA of Diospyros lotus (date-plum), 649 nucleotides long. RefSeq names its product photosystem II reaction center W protein, chloroplastic. The record is from RefSeq and is a predicted model, not a curated record. The coding region runs from base 127 to 528 and encodes 133 amino acids. Gene Ontology annotation, biological process: photosynthesis. The transcript is spliced from 2 exons. Gene Ontology annotation, cellular component: photosystem II; chloroplast. Lineage: Eukaryota; Viridiplantae; Streptophyta; Magnoliopsida; Ericales; Ebenaceae.